AUCAUCCUUUGCAAUUAUUUAUUGUUGUGAGAAUUUCUAGCAGUGCGCCAAAUUAUAGUGUUUUAUUUAAUACUCUGUUGCCUUUAGAAAAAGUGAAAAAUUAAUAAAAAAAAAUUGCUCUUGAGUUGCAAUCCAAUAACGUAGUGAACUCGUGAUUGAAUAUGUCGUUUUUUGGAGCCAAUAACUCCUUGGGUGCAACUAGCACACCGGCAAAACCCACUGGUCUUUUUUCCUCUUUUGGCACGGGUGCAGGAACUGCAGCUACAACAGGAACGGCAUUUGGCUCUGCGCCUGCUUUUGGUACUGGAGGGUUUGGCCAAACUGCAACCGCUACUUCGGCGCCUACACUGGGUGGCUUUGGAGGUUUUGGAUCUACCAAUACUAACACCACAACUGCGCCCACCUUGGGCGGUUUUGGUGCUUUCGGUAAUACAGCUACAUCUGCAGCUCCAAGUUUAUUUGGUACUGGGGGAACGACUACAUCAACAGGCUUUGGUGGUUUUGGAACGGCAACUGCAACUUCACAAGCUCCAGCAUUUGGAGGUUUUGGAACUACGGCUACAAGUAAUGCCACAGGUGGAUUUGGUGGUUUUGGAGCAACAUCAACCACAUCAACGGCUCCGGCUUUCGGGGGUUUUGGAGCACAACCUACAACGGGAGGUUUUGGAUCAUUUGGACAAGCAUUUGCCAAACCAGCUACAAACACCACAGUUACUCCUGGAUUUGGUGGGUUUGGCGGAAAUACCGGCUUUAUGAUGGGCCAACAGCAGCAACAACAACCGCCUAUAUCCGCUGAUGAAGCUUUCGCCCAAUCGAUUUUUAAUGUCUCAAUCUAUGGAGACGAGCGUGACACCAUUAUUGCCAAAUGGAAUUAUUUACAAGCUAUGUGGGGUAUUGGUAAAUCAUUCUAUUCUCAGACAGCAGCUCCUGUAGAAAUAACCCCCCAAAACUAUCUGUGUCGACUUAAAGCAAUGGGAUACAGCCGCCUGCCUGGUAAAGACAAUAAAGUUGGGCUGGUAGCUUUGAAUUUCAAUAAACCCCAGUCUGAGGUCAAGUCCCAACAAAAUCAAAUUGUAACUACAUUAAAUGGAGUUUUCGGUAAUAGACCUAAUUUGCAAAUCCAUAUUGAAUCUAGCAAAGAAAAUGACGAAAAGAAAAGUCAACUUGUUAUAUACGUUGAAGAAAGAUCGCAAUUGGCACCGAAUGAUACGAAACGAAUACUAGCCACAGAUUUGGCAAAUUAUCUCAAUCAACCUAAUGUAAGGGGGCAAUUGAAUAAUAUGGGUGUUACCGAAGUUUUGGCUUUAGUUCUUCCCGACGAGGAUCAACUUAAGGAAUACUUGGAAAAUCCCCCCAAGGGGGUGGAUCCACGCAUGUGGCGUCAAGCGAAAUUAGAUAAUCCAGAUUUCACAAAGUUUAUACCGGUGCCAAUGAUUGGUUUUAAUGACCUAAAGUGGCGUAUAAAAUGUCAGGAGAAUGAAACACAGACUCAUAAUUUGUAUUUACAAAAGGUAGAACAUGAUUUGUCAGAGUUAAGACAAAGACAUACUGCUGCUACAGCAAAAAUAAUGGAAUACAAAAGAAAAUUGGCAGAACUAAGUCAUAAAAUAUUAAAGAUAAUUGUGAAGCAGGAGUGUACACGCAAAGUUGGUUUGGCUUUGACACCGGAGGAAGAAGCCUUGCGUUCAAAACUGGAAAACAUGCAAGCGCUAAUUUCAGCGCCCACCCAAUUCAAAGGUCGCCUUAGUGAACUACUUUCGCAAAUGCGUAUGCAACGAAAUCAGUACGCACUCACUGGAGGUAGUGAGUACACAAUCGACAAAGAUUGUGAGGAAGAAAUGAAAUCAUUUUUAAGCAUGCAGCAAAAGGCGAUGGAAGUCCUAACGGACACUGUAACAAAAGAUCUCAAGGCUCUGCAGAUUAUAAUCGAUGGUAUGCCAGAACUGGUAAGAGGCUAAUGACAAAUUGCUUUCAAUUAAAUAAAAAUUGUUUAUAUUUAAGUUUUUUUUAUAAUAUGUUGAGUUCUGAGAUGAUAAAAUUCAAAACAGUUUA
Stomoxys calcitrans (stable fly) is the source of this 2052-nucleotide messenger RNA. RefSeq names its product probable nucleoporin Nup54 (gene Nup54). Gene Ontology annotation, biological process: NLS-bearing protein import into nucleus; nuclear pore organization; protein localization to nuclear inner membrane. NCBI's taxonomy places the organism in Eukaryota, Metazoa, Arthropoda, Insecta, Diptera, Muscidae. The record is from RefSeq and is a predicted model, not a curated record. The coding region runs from base 162 to 1958 and encodes 598 amino acids. Gene Ontology annotation, molecular function: structural constituent of nuclear pore. Gene Ontology annotation, cellular component: nuclear pore; nuclear pore central transport channel. The transcript has 5 exons.